CGCUCCCGUCGGCGGCGGGGGCAGCUCUAUCCGGGCUCUUGGCGCUCUCCCUUCCUUUCGCGCCGGCGGCCGCUGGAGGCGGCGGGUCCAUGUGCGCUCGGCGCGGCCCCGGCCCCUGCCCUCCGCGCUGCCCCCGCCAUGGACCCCAGCGGCAUCAUCGAGGCCCUGCGGGGCACCAUGGACCCGGCGCUGCGCGAAGCCGCCGAACGACAGCUCAACGAGGCUCAUAAGUCAGUGAACUUUGUUUCAACUCUGCUUCAGAUCACUAUGUCCGAGCAACUGGAUUUACCAGUGAGACAGGCAGGAGUUAUCUACUUAAAAAACAUGAUAACCCAGUACUGGCCGGACCGUGAAAGUGCUCCUGGGGAGAUCCCACCUUACUCCAUCCCAGAAGAGGACAGACACUGCAUCCGGGAGAACAUUGUAGAAGCCAUUAUCCACUCUCCUGAGCUGAUCAGAGUGCAGCUUACUACUUGCAUUCACCACAUUAUCAAGUAUGAUUAUCCAAGUCGCUGGACUGCAGUUGUGGAGAAAAUUGGAUUUUAUCUCCAGUCUGACAAUAGCGCUUGUUGGCUUGGAAUUCUUCUCUGUCUUUAUCAACUUGUGAAAAACUAUGAGUACAAGAAACCAGAGGAGCGGAGUCCCUUGAUAGCUGCAAUGCAACAUUUUCUGCCAGUCCUGAAGGACAGCUUCAUUCAGCUCCUGAAUGAUCCAUCAGACCAGUCUGUCCUCAUCCAGAAACAGAUCUUCAAAAUAUUUUAUGCCCUUGUCCAGUACACAUUACCUUUGGAGUUGAUAAAUCAGCAAAACCUGACUGAGUGGAUAGAAAUCCUGAAGACUGUUGUUGAUAGGGAUGUACCAGCUGAAACGCUUCAGGUUGAUGAAGAUGAUAGACCUGAGUUGCCUUGGUGGAAAUGCAAGAAGUGGGCUUUGCAUAUUUUAGCAAGGCUCUUUGAGAGGUAUGGAAGCCCUGGUAAUGUUUCCAAGGAGUACAAUGAGUUUGCUGAAGUUUUCCUGAAGGCCUUCGCUGUUGGUGUUCAGCAAGUGUUGCUGAAGGUGCUGUAUCAAUACAAGGAAAAGCAGUACAUGGCUCCUAGAGUUCUGCAGCAAACACUAAAUUACAUCAAUCAAGGAGUGUCUCAUGCAGUCACCUGGAAGAAUCUGAAACCUCAUAUCCAAGGAAUCAUCCAAGAUGUUAUUUUCCCAUUGAUGUGCUAUACAGAUGCUGAUGAAGAGCUUUGGCAAGAAGAUCCAUAUGAAUAUAUCCGCAUGAAAUUUGAUGUAUUUGAAGACUUCAUUUCUCCAACAACUGCUGCUCAGACAUUAUUGUUUACAUCGUGUAGUAAAAGGAAAGAGGUCCUGCAGAAGACAAUGGGCUUUUGUUAUCAAAUCCUCACGGAGCCAAACGCUGAUCCUCGCAAGAAGGAUGGUGCUUUACAUAUGAUUGGUUCUUUGGCUGAAAUUCUCCUAAAAAAAAAGAUCUAUAAGGAUCAGAUGGAAUAUAUGUUGCAGAAUCAUGUGUUCCCCCUCUUCAGCAGUGAGCUGGGUUACAUGAGAGCACGGGCUUGCUGGGUUCUUCAUUAUUUCUGUGAAGUCAAAUUUAAAAGUGACCAGAAUCUGCAGACAGCCUUAGAACUCACAAGAAGGUGUCUCAUAGAUGAUAGGGAAAUGCCUGUGAAAGUGGAAGCUGCAAUAGCUCUUCAAGUUCUCAUCAGUAAUCAAGAGAAAGCUAAAGAAUAUAUUACUCCAUUCAUUAGACCUGUAAUGCAAGCUUUGCUUCAUAUUAUAAGAGAGACUGAAAAUGAUGAUCUUACUAAUGUGAUUCAGAAGAUGAUCUGUGAAUAUAGUGAAGAAGUUACCCCAAUUGCAGUAGAAAUGACACAGCAUUUGGCAAUGACAUUUAACCAGGUGAUCCAGACUGGUCCAGAUGAAGAGGGCAGUGAUGACAAAGCAGUGACAGCAAUGGGAAUCUUGAAUACUAUUGAUACACUUCUCAGUGUAGUUGAAGAUCACAAGGAAAUUACCCAGCAGCUGGAAGGGAUCUGUUUGCAAGUGAUUGGAACAGUUUUGCAGCAGCAUGUAUUAGAGUUCUACGAGGAGAUCUUUUCCUUGGCUCAUAGUCUGACCUGCCAACAGGUUUCUGCACAAAUGUGGCAGCUUCUUCCUCUUGUGUUUGAAGUCUUCCAGCAGGAUGGUUUUGAUUAUUUUACUGAUAUGAUGCCUCUCUUGCAUAAUUAUGUGACUGUUGAUACAGAUACCCUUCUGUCAGACACAAAAUAUCUUGAAAUGAUCUACACUAUGUGCAAGAAGGUCCUUACAGGAGUUGCUGGAGAAGAUGCAGAAUGUCAUGCAGCAAAGCUGUUAGAAGUAAUUAUUCUUCAGUGUAAAGGGCGUGGCAUUGAUCAGUGCAUACCCUUGUUUGUGGAAGCUGCCUUGGAGAGACUGACCAGAGAAGUGAAAACCAGUGAACUGCGAACCAUGUGCCUCCAGGUUGCCAUAGCUGCUUUGUAUUACAAUCCUCAUUUACUAUUAAACACCUUGGAAAAUCUUCGUUUCCCCAAUAAUGUGGAGCCUGUCACCAAUCACUUCAUAACUCAGUGGCUUAAUGAUGUAGACUGUUUCCUGGGACUCCAUGACAGAAAAAUGUGUGUGCUUGGCCUGUGUGCUCUUAUUGACCUGGAGCAAAUACCACAGGUUUUAAAUCAAGUUGCUGGGCAGAUCCUGCCAGCUUUUAUCCUUUUAUUUAAUGGAUUGAAAAGAGCAUAUGCCUGUCAUGCAGAGCAUGAAAAUGACAGUGAUGAUGAUGAUGAAGCUGAAGAAGAUGAGGAAACAGAGGAGCUGGGAAGUGAUGAAGAUGACAUUGAUGAAGAUGGUCAAGAAUAUCUUGAAAUUCUAGCAAAACAGGCAGGUGAAGAUGGGGAUGAUGAAGACUGGGAAGAAGAUGAUGCUGAAGAGACUGCUUUGGAAGGUUAUUCCACAAUUAUUGAUGAUGAAGAUAACCCUAUUGAUGAAUAUCAAAUAUUUAAAACAAUUUUUCAGACAAUUCAGAACCGUAACCCCGCGUGGUACCAGGCUUUGACCCAGGGCCUUACCGAGGAGCAGAGGAAGCAGCUGCAGGACAUCGCGACCCUGGCGGACCAGCGGCGGGCAGCGCACGAAUCCAAAAUGAUUGAAAAGCAUGGAGGAUACAAAUUCAAUGCUCCAGUUGUGCCAACUUCAUUUAAUUUUGGAGGCCCUGCCCCAGGAAUGAAUUGAAUUAUCACUUUUCCUGCUACUGUGUGAUUGUAGUGAAGAGCUUGUGUUCCUCCCAAUAGUGGUUCCAGAACUGGUUCAUGUUAUCUACAACUCACUCUAAACUAAUUUAUAAAUAGAUUGGACAAAAGCCCCAGAAGUGGGACCUGAUUAUUCAACCUGAUACUGGAAAGCAAACCAGAGGUCUUUUUGAAGAUAGGAAGAAUCUGAAUUUAAAGCUUCAAAUGACACGCUUUGGAGAUCGGAAAUCAAGAGGGGAUGUCAUGAAGGCAGCUUUUCUUUUUCUGAGGAAAAAAAAAAAAACUAGACAUGGGCUGCAGGACUAUUUAAAAUGUCUCAUUUACAGUACAAGCUAGAAGGCAGACUUAAUUUUUACACCUGUGGCAGUAUGAGUAUUUGCCCAGUUUCUUUCCCUUUUAUCCCUACUACUGGGUGUCUAUUCUUUUAAUGUAAAUAAGAUAAGGUAAUCAGAUAGCCUUACUUAAUCUUCAUCAUUUCCAUUUAUCAAGAUUGUUCAUAUGUAGAAUAUUGGACACUUAAUGUAGCACUACAUAACUGAUAAAUCUGUAAAUGAAUUAGCACUUUCAUAUUGAAACAAGCCUGCUAGCCUAUGUACAAAAAUAGCAAAAUGUUUGCUGUUUAUAAAAAUAAAAAAUAAGGGAUGUAUUGGGGAAAAUAAUUUCAAGUUAUUAAUUUAAAAUGAACUAGCAGUUUUGUACCUGGUGACUUUGUGGUGCAGUCACCUCUGGUUGUGACUUGAAUUCGGAUAUGUAAAAAGGGGUUAGUGAUAUUUCAUUGCUGCUAAAGAAGAAAUAGCAACACCCUCCGUGUCCUUUGUUUUUUUUAAAGAUCUCACUGUACAAGCUAGAAAAUUGAACAAAAAUGUACUGUAAGCACAAAGAAAAGUUAUCCUCUCUAAGGCAGGUAAAGGAGAUGUGAAGUUCUUAAGGUCAAUUGAAGUGUAUGGGUGAAACACCUACAUAUGCAAUCUAUUAAAAACAACAGUGUCAUUGGCUGAUCUGGGCUAUGGUAUUUAAAUGCAAUUUUCCCCCCCAAGUUGUGCAGAAUAUUCUUUUUCCAGCUCAUGGUAGUGCAGGUGCACUACUCCUGCAUUUCAUUCCCCCUCUUUUUGCACUUGCAGCAUUAGUGUGUGCUGUUGUCUGCCUGAUCCAGACGGUGUAUUUGAAGUUUUGCCAAUCUUUCAGUUUGAAGCCACAAUUUUCUUCCUUCAAAGUUGCUAUAGUAACUAGUAUUUUAGCUAGAGAGGCAAAAUACAGUUCCCUCUGGGACCACUAUCAAAACCACUGUAUGAAGAAGCCAGCAGGGAGAGGCUGUGAAUGGGUUGGCUUAAAUGCCCCCUUUUUCUUUUCUAAAAGCAAAACCAUUGGCGUUUGAUCUUGCCUUGAGAUCAUUGGUGUCAGGUCUUUUGAAUCAAAUGUUUGGGUUGUUUUUUUUUUCUUUAGGCUGUUUUUAUAUAAAAAUGUCACCUGCUGUUACAAUUGAUAUUAAACAAGCUACCUUAAUUUAAUGUAAGCCUCCAAAAUUUAAAUACAGGUUAAAAAUAAACUGAGUUUUUAUCUGUAAAAAUGAAAUGCACAUAUAUAUAUAUUAUGAUACUCAAAAUGCAGUCUUCAGAAAA
Molecule: messenger RNA, 4891 nt
Organism: Passer montanus (Eurasian tree sparrow)
Lineage: Eukaryota; Metazoa; Chordata; Aves; Passeriformes; Passeridae
Gene: IPO7
Product: importin 7
Exons: 25
Coding region: 139-3255 (1038 amino acids)
Biological process (GO): protein import into nucleus
Cellular component (GO): cytosol; nuclear envelope
Molecular function (GO): small GTPase binding
Source: RefSeq, a predicted model, not a curated record